This is a messenger RNA of Myotis daubentonii (Daubenton's bat), 5703 nucleotides long. RefSeq names its product neuraminidase 3 (gene NEU3). Gene Ontology annotation, cellular component: intracellular membrane-bounded organelle; membrane; cytoplasm. The record is from RefSeq and is a predicted model, not a curated record. Gene Ontology annotation, molecular function: exo-alpha-sialidase activity. Gene Ontology annotation, biological process: oligosaccharide catabolic process; ganglioside catabolic process. NCBI's taxonomy places the organism in Eukaryota, Metazoa, Chordata, Mammalia, Chiroptera, Vespertilionidae.
CUGGGACUGGGCCGGAGACUGAAGGGAGGAGGGACGUCGGAGGCCGGGCAGCGAGGGGGCGGGGCCUCGGCUGCCCGGUCCGAGGGGGCGGGGCUGACUCCGGGCCUCUGCUAACCAGCGGUCCCAACGGCUGUGGCCUCUGCGGCCCCGCGCCCCCCUCUCCGCCCCCCCCGCCCCCCCGCUGUCCGUUUCCUGGGCCCCGCCGCCUCCCGGCCCCUGGAUGUCUCCGUCCCCCUCUCUGUUCACUUUUGGGGGUUUGUUUUCGUGUCCGCAGCCGCGCUUUCUCCUGCCUCCGUCUCCCCAGCCUCGGUCAUCUCCCAGGCUCUGGUGCCCGAGACCCGAGGGCCUGUCUCCGCGCCCCCGCAGCCUGGAGACAGCGGGAGCCGAGGGCCGACGCAGAGGUCAUGGAAGAAGUGACAUCGUGCUCCUUCAACAACCCUCUGUUCCAGCAGGAAGACAAGGGAGGGGUCACCUACCGGAUCCCAGCCCUGCUCUACAUACCCCCCACCCACACCUUCCUGGCCUUCGCAGAGAAGCGCUCUACAAGCAGGGAUGAGGACGCGCUCCACCUGGUGCUGAGGCGAGGGCUGAGGACGGGGCACUUUGUACAGUGGGGACCAGUAACACCACUGAUGGAAGCCGUGUUACCUGGGCAUCGGACCAUGAACCCCUGUCCUGUAUGGGAGCGAAACACUGGCUGUGUGUACCUGUUCUUCAUUUGUGUGCAGGGCCAUGUCACCGAGCAUCAACAGAUUAUGACAGGCAGGAAUGCUGCUCGCCUCUGCUUCAUCUGCAGUCGAGAUUCUGGCUAUUCGUGGAGCAACGUGAGGGACCUGACUGAGGAGGUCAUUGGCCCAGAAGUGAAGCGUUGGGCCACAUUUGCUGUGGGCCCAGGUCAUGGCAUCCAGCUGCAGUCUGGGAGGCUCAUCAUCCCUGCAUACACCUACUACAUCCCUUACUGGUUCUUUUGCUUCCGGCUACCAUGUAAAGCCAGGCCUCAUUCCCUGAUGAUCUACAGUGAUGACCUAGGGACCACAUGGCACCAUGGCAGGCUCAUUAAGCCCAUGGCGACAGUGGAGUGCGAAGUGGCAGAGGUGACUGGGAAGGCCGGCCAUCCUGUGCUGUAUUGCAGUGCCCGAACACCAAACAGAUGCCGGGCAGAGGCUCUGAGCACUGACCAUGGUGAAUGUUUUCAGAGACCAGCCCUGAGCCAACAGCUCUGUGAGCCCCCACGUGGCUGCCAAGGCAGUGUGGUGAGUUUCCGGCCCCUGGAGAUUCCAAAUGAAUGCCAGGACCCUAAUGGCAAAGAUGCUCCUACCGCUCAGCAGAGCCCUCUGCUGGGCAGUUCUGUGAGGCCAGAGCAGGAAGCUGGAACACGGUCAGAAUCAUGGCUCUUGUACUCACACCCAACCAGUAAGAAACGGAGGGUUAACCUAGGCAUCUACCUCAACCGGACCCCCUUGGAGGCUGCCUGCUGGUCCUCCCCCUGGAUCUUGCACUGCGGGCCCUGUGGCUACUCCGAUUUGGCUGCUGUGGAGGAGGGCUUGUUUGCGUGUUUGUUUGAGUGUGGGAUCAGGCGGGAGUGUGAGCAGAUUGCCUUCCGCUUGUUCACAGACCAAGAGAUUCUGGGCCAUGUGCAAGGUGACUACACCAGCCCUGGUAGGAACUCUGACCCAAUUCAAAACUAAUUGGCUUAGGAUCCAACUUUCCAUAGAAGGGAAACCAUUAGAAGGCAACCAUAGCCAGGAUCAUGGAGGCCAGGAUAGCAGAGCUUACAGAAGCCUACAGGGAAUCCCAAAAUGCAAUAUUCUGCUCCCUACCUUUUUCACCUCUCAAAGAUAAAAUGACAAAUUUGCCAUAGCUACUGUAGCCGAAGUAGCACUGAACUGUGUGAAUUGGGAGACCAUGAUAUGAUCUUGGGUCUGCCAUGCUGGCUCUGGGACCUUAAACUCUCUUUGCCUCAGGUCUCCAUCUGUAAAAUGAGAGGAUUGGUCUGUGAUUCCUCUUCUUCCUAUCCCCAGGGAAGGCAGAGGGCUUGCUUGCUGCAUGAUCAGCAAGUCCUGGCUGCACAUAGGACUCUGGUAUCAAAAUGAAAAUCAUAGGACUCGUCUUUUCCAAUGACUGAGGUUCCAAGCAGAUGUCAUGUCAUGAAGAAGGAUCUGGAUGAUUUGUUCAGUAAUAGAUGAGCUCUAUAGGCUAUCCAAGAGGAGUUGGGCAAAACAGAAACAUGGGGUCACCUCCCUUCUUUAGCUUUGCAACUUUGCGCAACCUGCCCUUACGCAUCCAGAAAGCAUUAUUUCCUAGGGAGAGACUGAGAGGCUCAAUACCAGUAGUCCAUAUUGUUUCUGAUGGCAUUAUUUCUAUGAAAGAGAACCUGAAGUUCAUUUAUUAGGAUGGUUCCUGAUGAGAAAAAGACAUGACUUACGGUUUUAAAACAUUGGACAAAACUUCCCACAGUCUCUGCCCUCAAGGAGCUCACAGUUUAUGAGGCUAGAAGAGGGAGAAAAUUUUUAAAAAAAUGCAGUUGGUGGGAUAGUUAGUAGAUGUUGGGCUCUAAGUUGCAUAACUGAAGCUCAUCAUCUUAGUUGCAUCUUUAUUGUGCCUGGAGUCAUCUGCCCCGGGGCUUGUCCAGGCUGCUAGGUUUCCCCUAAGUUUGUUUUUCUUAGACUAUUGUCCUGGUCCAGCCACUCUAUUUGCCAGUGGAGAAACUCUUCACCCUUAGGAAGGUCUUGGACCCUCCAAACCGCUGAGUCUGGCCUGCUUGGACCUACGGAAAUCACUGUUUGCGAAGUGAGAUGACCCUUGUCUAAUAGUUUUGGGGCUGAACUAAUACUGGGUCUCUCAGAUGAUACCAGAUUGGUUGCUCUUAUUUUAGGUUGUUUCCCCCAUAGCCUGUUACUUUGAGGGAAAUUCUAUCAUGAGAGAUUUCUUUUUUGUCCCUCUUAAAUCGGUAUAUCAGCUAUAUACAGGGUGGGACAAAAGUAGAUUUACAGUUGUUCACAUGGAAAAUAAUACAAUAAUUAAUAAAUAAUAGUACAAGAAUAAACUGUGUUUCAUGUACUCAGAACUUUGUCCUACCCUGUUUAUAUGGCGCUAGGUAAUGGCCCAGAGAGCAAGUCUUAGUGGUAGAGCAUAGCCUAGGAUGCACCCGUCAGAUGGGGGAGGAGUCCUGUGGGAGGAAAGUAGGGAUUAACUUCACCUACUUCAGCAUGUAGCUUAAGCCAAUGUCUUAGGGUGGCCUGUCAUAUAUUCGUCGUCAUCUUCUCAGUAGUCAGCUAUGAUCAUUCACUCAUUUAUACUUUUAUGUAGCUAUUUCUUGAGUGCCUGUGCAUAAUAAUGUAAGGUGUUUUCUGUUGCCAUUUCCUGGUUGAAAAUAAUUUGUGGCUCCUCAUUGCCUAUUAAAGGCUACAAUUAGCCUGGCAUGUAGGAUGAAAUAAUGACUACUUAUCUCUACUUCUUUAUGUGAAGGCCACUGUCAAGCCUAUUGUCAGGUUGGCACAUGGAGGCAGGUGGGGUGAGGUGGACAAGAGUGGUGGUGUAGGGGGAAGAUUGAAAGGGCAUCCCCCUCCUGAGUUCUUGUUCAGCAAAGCUUUCCAGAGCACUGCACUCUAAAUGGAUAGAAAUAGGCAAGAUGGCUAAGCUCUACAUCAGGGCUAAAGGGUGAAGAGAGUGAGAAUAUCAGGACUUCUUUGGGACUAUCCAAGAAGGGAGGGACGUCAGUCCCAUGCCAGUGUGAACCACAGAUGUCCAGUAUGAGUACUCCUAAAGACUUACCCAGCUCUAAAUUGCCCUGCCCUUUCUCCUUCCCCUUUGCCUCAUGUUUACUUCUCCUUAGAGAGAAAUUCCCUUAAUAGGCAAUGAAUUUCCUUAAUAGGCAAAGGGCCUAUGUGCACAUUUUGGGAGUAGCAAGAAAAGAGGUUUGGGGACAGGCAUAAUCCAGAAUGAGGAUUAGCGGGAGGAACAGAUGGGUGAUGGCAGCUGUGAAGAAAAAGAAUAGCAGGUAGGAGUCCUGGCACUUGGAGAUAGAAAGGACAGACAUGAGGCCUAAGCUGGAGAGAUGGUGUAGGUGGUAGUGCUGUGAAGAAGAAAUGAUAACUGGCUGGCACUGUUCCCUGAAACGAGUGGGAACAGACAAAGGACUGCACAGGCAGCAGGAAAAUUCCUCCCAGCCGUGUAAUUUUAAGCUGGCUCUACUUGAUGAACAAAAACCACCAUAGGCACUCAACUCUGUGUCAGUUAGCCAGGUCUUCAGGGCCCUGGGACCGACACCGUGAUGCUGGUAUCCUAACUAAGCCCACUUCAGCCACUUUCAGGUUGGUAGAAUGAAAAGAUAGGGCAGGUGAUGGCAGCUGUGAAGAAAAGAGGAAAGACUGAAGGCCUCUGAUAUAGAGACAUGAAGAAAGGACUGCAUAGGUUGUGGUCCUUUGCUCCCAGAUGCCCCAUCCUGUCCUUGAACCCUUAGUAUCCAUCUAGCAAAGGUGGCCCCCCAUGGGAAGUGCAAGAAUGCGCCGGUAGUGAGUGGCCUCCUGCUGGUAUGUACCCUCAUUCAAUCUGCUGGUCCUGCUCAUGCUCCCUAACUCUUGGUUCCUCACUCCUAGGCUCCUAAUGUUUACCUCAGGCCUUUGUUAUUUGGCCCUUGUUAUCUGGAUCAGUUUUUCCUGGUCACCAGUCUCCCCGCAGAUAUCCACAAGGUAGCAGAUAUCCACAGGGUAGCAGAUAUCCACAGGGUAUCGUGUAACUACAGCCAUAGGGAAGAGACCUUGCAGCACGCCUGUGGGGUAGCCUGAGGGACCCACAGAGGCCACCCUGAGGCUGCACAGCCUCUGCCCCAGGACAGUGGGAUUCAGUACUUCCACUUGGACCAGAUGAAAUUGCUCAGGCUUCCUCAGGAGGCCGCGAAUGUUUCCCACUGCGUUAUUCAGUAGGUGUUGUGUCCUCCUGUGCUGCCACAGUGCACAGUCUGAGCCUCCCUUCCGUCCUUACCACAGGCUGCCCUGUGUUAUUGUCUGCUGUGCCCUCUAGGCCUCUGCUAGUCUGUGAACUCCUUGAGGGCUAAGUCUGACUCCUCACUGUAUCCUCUUCACUUUGAAUCACAAUGCCUUGUUAUAUCAUAUGCUAGAACAAAUGCUUUUUCUACCAUAUUUUGAUUUCCCUGUUGAGGACUCUGAGUCCUCUCUGUACUCUGCACCCAACACAGGGCCUGGUGCAGAAUAGACAACAGAGAAGCUAUGCUGAAUUAAUAAAGGAGUUAAAGACCCUUGGCCUUGGAAGCUAACUGAGAAGGGUAGGGUGAGUUCCCUCAGGGAGGAGCAUGUCGCAUCCCUCUGGGUUCACAGCACUCUAAGGUGCUGAACACGCAUCCUACAUGAGUCUCCCGUGUGCUGGCCUGCUUCCACGUCAGUCACAGGAUUUCCUGGGAAUGAGCUUUUCUCUGGCUGCCUGGAUAUCCCAAGGAUCAUAGCCCAAGCCCAAAGCAAAGCCUUGAUUUGGGGUUCUCAUUUCACUGGUAACCCCCUCCCCCCACCUCAUUGGAUUUUCUGUAGCUACCGCUCCUCCAGGACUCAGAGGGAGAUGCCGGGGCUCGGCAUGUUCCACGCCUGUCUUGGUUCUGUGAUACUAGGAGCCACAAAUGCUCUCUGUACUAUGAAAACCACCAUGACUCUUUGAAACAAGGAAGAUGAAUAAAAAGCAUAAUUCCGGCGA